Molecule: messenger RNA, 2195 nt
Organism: Cynocephalus volans (Philippine flying lemur)
Lineage: Eukaryota; Metazoa; Chordata; Mammalia; Dermoptera; Cynocephalidae
Gene: ARF4
Product: ADP ribosylation factor 4
Exons: 6
Coding region: 844-1386 (180 amino acids)
Biological process (GO): intracellular protein transport; vesicle-mediated transport
Cellular component (GO): cytoplasm; plasma membrane
Molecular function (GO): GTP binding; GTPase activity
Source: RefSeq, a predicted model, not a curated record
CUUAUGGAUCUUUAGUAUGACCCGGAGUGGGGGUCGAAGCGCCCAGGCCUAGCUCCUUAACAGGUUACCCAGCCUCUCCGCCCACCUGUCGGCUUUUAACCACUCAUCUCCCAAGAAGGCAGGGCCCGCCUUCACCCCUCCACUGAGGCAAGCGUCGGUCCUGCGCGUAAAACGUGUACGCUCUUGGGAUCGGGGAAUCCCCCACGCGCGUAGCGUUACCGAGGAGAGAACGAGGUUCACGGCCUACCCCACAAUGCACAGCUCGCCCUUCCGGAAGCAAGAACUAUAACCCGUGCAAUGCACUCAUCCGGGCGGAAGCGACUCACCUUGAGUCUGAUUGGAAGUGACGAAGCGAGGCAUUGUGGGACUUCGUCCGUCUCCCAGUAAGCGUGUGCCAACCGGCCUCGCUCGGCUCCCGCAGCCACGUCCGGGAGGUGGCGGCGGCUAAAGAGGUAUGUCAACGGAGCAGGCCAAUCCCCUGCGUGCGCAGCCGCAGUGGUUCGGGCAGCGCCGGAAGUGCAGGGGGAUGGGGUGGCGGUGACGCGAUUCUGUCCGCGUUGGAGGGGCCGUGCCGCCGCCGGAGUCGCCGCGGCCGCCUUGUGACGUGGCACAGCCGGAGCCUUAAUACUAGAGCCGGAGCUGCCGCGCCAGUCGCCCAGCAAGUCCUUACCGCGCUAAUUCCUGUCCCGGAGCGUCUUCCGACACGCCGGCCAGCAAGCCGUCCCUGCCUCCUUUUUCCUCCGCUGUUUCUCUUCCCUCUUAAUGAGUUUGCGGUGAGCUUGAAAGGAGAAGGCCUGGGGACGCCCCGAACCCCUUCUGCCCAUCGCAAGUGCCAUUACCGCCAUGGGCCUCACUAUCUCAUCUCUCUUCUCCCGCCUCUUCGGCAAGAAGCAGAUGCGUAUUUUGAUGGUUGGAUUGGAUGCUGCUGGCAAGACGACCAUUCUUUAUAAACUGAAGUUAGGGGAGAUAGUCACCACCAUACCUACCAUUGGUUUUAAUGUGGAAACAGUAGAAUAUAAGAACAUUUGUUUCACAGUUUGGGAUGUUGGUGGUCAAGAUAAAAUUAGGCCUCUCUGGAGGCAUUACUUCCAGAAUACCCAGGGUCUUAUUUUUGUGGUAGAUAGCAAUGAUCGUGAAAGAAUUCAGGAAGGAGCAGAAGAGCUGCAGAAAAUGCUUCAGGAAGAUGAGUUGCGAGAUGCAGUGCUACUGCUUUUUGCAAACAAACAAGAUUUGCCAAAUGCUAUGGCCAUCAGUGAAAUGACAGAUAAAUUAGGUCUUCAGUCUCUUCGUAACAGAACAUGGUAUGUUCAAGCCACUUGUGCUACACAAGGAACUGGUCUGUAUGAGGGACUUGACUGGCUGUCAAAUGAGCUUUCAAAACGUUAAAUGAAACUGGAUAUCUAACCAAGGACACAUUUCAUAGAAUUGGUCUAGGCUUGUUACAACAAAAUUAGUUUGCAUCUUGGUUAUUAAACUAUCUGGGACUGGUUUGGGCAGAAUAUUACAGCGUUUAAACUUAUUUUGUUGCCAAUUAUUGUUUACCAAGUAUAAUGUUGCUAUUUAGCAAUACGCUUGGUUUUAAAGAAAUUCUCCUUGGGGAAAAAAGUGUUCUCUUUUAAUUUUACUUCCCUUAAACCUAAAUGCCUGGAUGUAGUUAUUGUGAUACCUUUAAAUAAAUCUGUUUUGAAUGUUUUUUGAGCCCACAACAAACAAUGUUUUAAAGUUAUCCCCUUGCUACUUUACUGAUACCUUUAUCAUUCCUGGGACAGUCUGCUGAUUUAAAAAUGUAGCAUUCCAUUUGUAUUUAUUUCUCUCCCUUGCCAAAAAUAUUUUUUAAUACUGCUUGUACCAGCCAGGGAAAUACUCCAAAACACUAUUCAGCUGUCUUGCACUGAGGGACUUAUUUUUCCCCCAUUAUUGACUCCUGGCUUCCAUCAGCCAAAAUUAACCUUGGUGUGGUUUGGAUUUAAACCUAAUUAAUUCUGUGCUGGUUGCAAAGAGUUCAUAUUGAGUUGGUUUUUAAUACUCAGCAGAUUGUCUUCCUUUAUAUUGUAUCUUUUUUAUGUUGCAUGUUGCGUUUGGUAUCAGCCUCUUUGCCCAGUAUAUGAUAGAUUAUUCAGCUAAUGUUUUAUUGUUUAUUGGUGAACAUAUUUUCAUUAAGAGUUUUUUGAAAACUCAUCAGAUUCAAUGAAUAA